Ustilago hordei is the source of this 2067-nucleotide messenger RNA. RefSeq lists its product as uncharacterized. Gene Ontology annotation, cellular component: membrane. The coding region runs from base 1 to 2067 and encodes 688 amino acids. The record is from RefSeq and is a predicted model, not a curated record. NCBI's taxonomy places the organism in Eukaryota, Fungi, Basidiomycota, Ustilaginomycetes, Ustilaginales, Ustilaginaceae. The transcript has a single exon.
AUGUCAGCCAACAUCUUUCGAGACAGCUAUGCCGAUCAGCGCAAUGAAGACCGCGCAUCUGCCACUCGGCGGCCGAAGAAGGCAAGCUUCAUGAACCUCGCCGGUGGAGGCAAAGCUAUUGCUGCUUUCGUUCUAAGUCUCUUUGCCUACACACUCCAAACAGAGUUUGCACAAUACGUCCAGCAGUCUCUCAACUACCGCAAACCUUUCCUCUCUCUUUAUCUCGGGCACAGUGGAUUUCUGCUACUCUUCCCUUUGCAUCUCUACUUUCUCAAAUGGACGACAAAACGUCCUAUCGCCCACUAUCUCCAUCUCAUUGCUCAGAACUUGAGAUGGCAGCUCGAGACUCCAGCUUCAACAUUACCCGUCCCAAGGCCCGACGCUGUUCGGCAUCGACCCAGCCAGGCUUCAGGUAGAGGCAGGCGGCUGGUCAGUGCAGUGGAUGCUCGAGACCGCGAGCCAGAGAGCUUAGGAAGGCGGCCGAUAUCUGCGCUGGAGCAAAAGUUUGGGUUCAACGUGCUGCGUCUUGCCGGUCUAUUCUUGGUGUUGACGGUUGGAAUCACAAUACCGGCGCUGAGCUGGUAUUGCGCGGUGCCGAUGACCUCGAUGGCUGAUAUCACAGCCAUCUACAACACUUUCUCCGUGUGGGCGCUUGUCUUCUCCGUUUGGUUUCUGGGAGAGAAAUGGCAGAAGAGGAAGGUCUUUUCCGUGCUGCUGGCUUGUCUUGGUGUCGUGAUUGUCGCAUAUGGUGGAGCAGAUCAUAGCAAGUUGCCAAAGCCGAUCGACCCAGUGCAUCGCAAACCGCCAACGUCUGGAGAUUCUGCAGGUGAGGUCGUCCGUCGCUCAAUACAAGCCCUUCUCUCUAGGUUGCUGCGAAAGAGAGAAGAAGAUGCCGAGCCGCCCGUCGGUAGCGCUUACAAUCCCGUCCUCGGUGACAUGCUGGCUUUCAUCGGUGCAGUCACGAUGGCGGCCUUUGAAAUGGCAUUUAAACUGAUUGGCACGCUACCCGACGAACAAAAGCAAGCUGAGAUGUACUCGGCUGUUCCCCGCGGUCGCAAUCGACGAUCACGCAGCUACGUCCGCUAUCAAGAUACCGACGAGGACUGUCGACAGCUUGGACACGAAAGCGAGGGUCUUCUCCGCAAUUCGACGUCAGAAGGACACCGUAGCGGCUUCAAUGCCGAUAUUGGCACCCUUUCUCACGACGAUACAGAGUCGCGUCAGCACGUUCUCGGCGGCCAUGAUGACGAUGAUGACAAGAGACGCGUCUCGAGCGACGCACGGACCUACUCAACUGUGGUCGACAAGCUCAUUGAGCAAGAUCACCUUGAUUACCAAAGCAUCACCCCUCCACCGGAGCCUUCCACCUCUUUCGAUGACAAGCAAGAGGCCAAAGCGGACAAUGUGCGCGUGCAUGCAAAAGCGGUUCGUGCCUCGAAUGGGGCUAAGGACAACAGGGACGAAGACGAGCAGAGCCAACUGACAGAAUCAGAACUAGACGAGGAGGAAGAACAACUGGUGCUUUCUGGUGCUACUCGCUUGCAUCGUACGCGCUCGCACCUCUCCACUUCGCAUCUAGCGUCCACUUAUGCAGACGACUCGCUUGAGGAUCCAUUGUCUGCCGGCCCAGCACCGGGACUCAGCGGCAGGACGUCGUGCUAUCGCAAAGUUUCCCAUCCUUCCAUCCCUCCGCCGCUACCCUUCGGCCUUCAUGCCAACGUUAUGACCGCCGGGAUCGGAGUCACAACCUUUACCACCUUUUGGGUUGGAAUCAUCAUCGCUCACCAGCUGGGAUGGGAAACCUUCGAGCUCCCGCACAAUCUUCGCACUUACGUCUCGAUUGCCAUGGUCGUGCUAUGCGGAAUCUUCUUCAAUGCGGCAUUCAUGAUCUUGCUCUCGCUUUGGGGACCUGUGCUUGCAUCGGUUAGCUGUCUGAUGACUACCAUUUUAGUCGAGAUUGCAGACGUGCUGCUUGGACAUAAGCUCAAGUGGAUCAGUGUGCUAGGCUGCACUUUCAUCGGAGCGGGUUUUGCGGUGCUCGUUGGUGGCGGUGAUGCGAUGCUUUAA